GUUGGAGAUCCUGCCUUCCCUCUCCAUAGUCCGCAUAUCGCUACUUGCGAGGUCACUGUUGCUCUUCGACUCGUGUGCCCGCGUGUGAUCUUCUUGAUACGCGCAUUGCUCGAUUCAUCCCCCCUCUCUCCAGCCCCCCAAAGAGCGCGUCACUCACCGCCACUCGCGUUCCACCCUACCACGCGCUGCCGCCCCGCGCUUGCGGAAUCGGACGUUAGAACGGCGAUCCACGUCACGCGUUCCGCGGCAGGCACGGCGCAUUCAACGCCAAGUGUCCAUCGCCCUGUUUCUGCGCGCGCGUGCUGACCCGCCAUCGCCCGGCUUCUCCGCGGCUCUCGCGCUGGCCGCCAUGGACGCGGACGUCGCAGCGGGAGCGGCGGACUCGCCGGCGGCGAUGGCGGAAUGGCGGGGGGAGGUGGCGCGGGUGGCGCGGCAGCUGUCGGACCGCGCGGCGCUGGAGCGCGCGAACGGGCUGACGGCGCUCGACGCGCUGCUGGCCGGCGUGGCGCUCGGCAGUGAGGGCGCGGGCGGGCGCAUGGAGGCAGUGAGCGCAUGCCUGCUGGCCAUGCAGGGGGGGGACCCGGGGGCAGGGGGGGCGGUGGGGGAGGGGGAAAGGGCGGAGGGAGAGGCAGGAGGCGCAGGCAAGGAAGGGCGUGAGGCGGAGAUGUCAACGGAAGGGGGAGGCGGCGCCAGUGGCAGCAACAGCAGCAGCGGCGGCAGCGGCGGCGGGUGGACGGCCAGGCAUGGCGGCUUUCUGGGGGCCGAGGUGUUGCUGCGGCAUUGGAGCAGAGUGCUUGGCGCACCGCGGGAGCAGCAGCACGAGGCGCGGAGCGUCAAGAAGGGGGAGGGCAGCAGCGGAGGGCAAGCAGGGGGGCGGGGGGCGGGAGUGGUGGCGUUCUGCAGCGGGGCGGGGGAGGCAGCUCUGAGGCGCAUGGAUGAUGAGGAGCCACGAGUCAGGCUGGCAGCAGCAGAGGCUCUCUGCGCCCUCGCUCACUACGGCUCGCUGCACGACGCCCUCACCCUCUUCAGGGCUGUCAAGGCUCACAUCAUGCACACCCUGCAGCAGCAGCAGCCGCUGCCCCCACUGCUGGAAGGGCAGGAGGAGGGGGAAGCGGAGGGGGGAAGGGAUGGGGAAGGGGAAAAGGGCGGCAAGCAGGCAGUCCUGGGGGCGCAAGAAGGGGAGGGGGAGCAGGAGGGCGCCGAUGGGGGCGUGGUGUGUGGAGAGGACGCCCCCAGUUCCCCCCGUGCGGAUCAGGCAGGACUGGCUGCCGCCAUGGGCCAGCUGGGGGGUGUGGAGGGGGUGGGGGGCGCUGGGGGUGGAGGCUGUGGAGGAAGGGCAUCAAGGGCGCAUCAUGGCGCGACUGGCAUUGGGAUGGCGGCCCGGGGUCGCAGCCUGGAGACGGCCCUGCGCUCGCUGCAGCGCCUGCUGGAUGGCGUGGGGGAGAGGCCAGGGGCAAGGGCGGGAUGUGCCGGGGGGGAAGGAAACGAUGCAAGGGAGGGGGGGGCGGGAGGAGAGGGGGGAAAGGAGGAGGGGGAGGCGGAGUGGUGUGCGGUGGUGGGGGAGAUGAGUCGGGGCACGGUAGACGCGACAGGCGCGGUGGUGCGGCAUGGCAACCGCUUCGUGCGCGAGGCCGCCAUGUUCGCACUAGCUGCACUGUGCCGCGUCAUGGGGGAGGGCCAGCUCGCCAGUCUGGGCGAGUCCAUCGCCUUGCAGCUGGCUGUUGGGCUGGGAGACAACUGGAGCCAAGUCAGAUACGCUGCGUCGGUGGCGAACCGCGGCCUGUUCCUGUCAGCAGGGGCUGUGCAUCACAAGGACCGCUACCUGCCCACGCUGCUGCCCGCCAUGGUGUUCAACCGCUACUACGGCGCGGACGGCGUGCGCAUCUACUCGCAGGACACGUGGCAGCAGGUGAUGGGCGGCGGCGGGCGGGCGGCGGUGGCGCGGCACAUGCAGCAGGUGGUACCCUUCUACCGCCAGCAGGCGCGCGCGCAGAACUACCUCGUCCGAGAGACGGCGUGUUUCUGCAUUGCUGAGGUGGCCUCCAAGAUCGACCGCCAGGUGGUGCUGCCAGUGCUGCCGGACCUGCUGCCCUGCCUCCUGCAGUGCCACUCCGACCCCGUCUGGCCCGUGCGCUGCGCCGCCUGCUCAGCGAGUGCCACUGUGGUGGAGCAGUAUGGUGACAUGGCAGCACAGCACAUUGCCACGUGGGCGCCCACAUGGCUUGCGAACCUCACAGACGUGAUCCCCGCGGUGCGGCAGCAUGCAGCGGCGCUCAUAGGCGCUGCGCUCAACACGAGAGAGACCCAGGGGAGGGCCGUUCAAAUCACUCAAGACGCCCUCCAUCGUCUGCUGCCUGCCGCCCUUUCCUCUCACUCCCCCCACUCCUCCCACUCCCACGCACACACUCACCCGCCCUCCCCUCCCUCCACCGCUGCUGCCCCCUCCUCCUGCUGCCCGGCCCACCCACACUCCUCCCCCUCGUCCUCCACUCACCACGCGCAUCCCCCUCACACGCAUCCCCCUCACACGCAUCCCCCUCACACGCAUCCCCCUCACACGCAUCCCCCUCACGCGCUUCCCCCUCACGCUCAUCCCCCUGCUGCUGCACCGCCACCGGGGCUGCAGGCUGUGCGCAUCGCCCUCAGAGACCCCGAUGCACCACCAGACCCGGCACACCCCGCCUCGAGGUUCACUUUUGAACCUCUGCGAAUUGGUGCCUCCGCUCCUCACACUCACGCGCCUGCACCCGCUGCUGCUGCUGCUGCUGCUGCUUCAGCAGCGCCAGACGCAGCUGCCAUAUCUCCACCUCUUUCCAUCCCCUCACAGCCACCAGCCACAGCACCGUCCCUCUCCGCCUCCCCUCCUUCUCUCCCUUCCACCGCCUCUCCACCCUCUGCCCCCACCGCACCCUCUACACCUAGUUGCUCGUGCCACCAGCACCACCCCCACCAGCACCACCCCCACCAGCACCACCCCCACCAGCACCACCCCCACCAGCACCACCCCCACCAGCACGCGGCCACAGCGGAGGCGUGGGAGCAGUCGGAGGGGGCGGUGCUGCUGCUGCCGUUCCUCGCUGCCGCCGCCCCCGCUGCUGCGGGCCCCUUCAUCCCCACGCUCGCCCAGCUGGCGAGCUCACCAGAAGCGGCGGCGCACGCGGCUCUGCAGGCCAGCAUCAUGCGCCGCCUGCCCGCCAUCGCCAAGGCCGUGGGCAAGCGCCAGUUCAAGCCGUCGCUGGAGCUCUUCCUCGACCCGCUCUUCGCCGCCCUCACCUCCACCCAGCCCGAGGUGGCAGCAGCAGCAGGUGCGGCAGUGGCGGAGCUGCAGCUGCUCAUAGGGCCCACCAUAUUCGAGGGACGCCUGUCCUCGUUACAGAGGGAAGCCAUGACUCGAUACAAGCACCUCAUUCACCUGCGCCCUCAGCAGCCCUCGGAGCCAGGCAUGCCGCCUCAUGCCCACCAUCGACCGGGAUCAUGAGAUGAGAUGGGUGCUUGGGCUGGGAGUUGGGCCAACGCUGCAGAUUACUUUCUUACCCUUGCGUGUGCUGGCAUGAUUUGUAUUCAAAUAGAGCAUGCUUGAAUCUCUGGAAAUCUAGUAGUUCAACAGCAUUGUGCGUCAUGCACAUUGUAGUGAUGGGUAAUUCGUUUUUUUGCCGGCACAUGAUCAUAGAACCCCAUUUGAAAUUAUGAGU
Closterium sp. NIES-67 is the source of this 3692-nucleotide messenger RNA. The record is from the annotation of a GenBank genome assembly. Lineage: Eukaryota; Viridiplantae; Streptophyta; Zygnematophyceae; Desmidiales; Closteriaceae.